ACGGGGCCGCGCCCGCGCGGUUCGAGCGCGGCCAUGGCGGAGCCGGGGAUGGAGCCGGAGCCGGAGCCGGGCCCGGAGGCGGUGACGGCCGAGGCGGUGCUGAGGGAGCUGCGGCUCUUCGAGCUGCGCUGCGAGGGCGAGGAAGUGCCCGACAAGCUGGUGGAGCUGUGCCUGAGCCACGGGCUGGGCCCGGUGGCCUUGGCCAACGAGCUGCUGGCCUUCGUCACCAGCAAAGACCUGGACCUGCAGCUGAGCGCCGAGGGCCUGGACGCCUUCGAGCACGAGGUGCUGGCCAAGCGCGGCGGCCGCGGCCGGCGCGGCCGGGACGAGCGCCGGGGGCUCCUCCACGACAUCCACUCGCUGCAGGAGCUCCUCGACGAGGAACAGGAGGACGAGCUGCUGGAUGCCUACACCACCCCGUCCAAGGGCUCCCAGAAACGCAGCAAUUCCACGCCAGAGACGCCCCGGCCCAAGCGGGCGCCGUCGUCCCGCAGCCCCUACGGGCUCUUCUCCCCCGGCAGCUUCUCCCCAAGUGUCACCCCCUCCCAGAAAUACUCGUCCCGGGGGGGCCGGGGCGAGGUCGUGGCCUCGUUUGGCUCCGUGCAGGGCCCGGCCUGGAGCGGCCGCGGCGGCUGCGCCGUCAGGAUGUUCGGCUGCCCCGAGCAGAGCCUCAGCAAACCCUACAAAUUCAUGUUCCAGAAGGCGCUGGACGUGCGGGAAGCGCUGGCCGAGCGCAUGGAGGAGCUCGGGGAGGUUCUGCGGAGGCACCACGGCCUGGACGCCUUCAGCUCCGCUGUGCUCCCAGCCCAGGAGCCGGUGACGGUGCUGGGGCAGAUCGGCUGUGACGGCAACGGGAAGCUCAACGCGCGCUCCGUGCUGCUGCUGGGGGACAGGGAGCACUCGGGGGGGGCCCAGGUCCCUCUGGACCUCUCGGAGCUUCCAGAAUAUUCCCUGUUCCCGGGACAGGUGGUGGCACUGGAAGGCACCAACAGCACGGGCGGGAGGAUGGUGGUGACCAAGCUCUACGAGGGGGUCCCUCUGCCCUUCCACACCCCCACGGAGCCGAUGGCAGAGCAGAGGAUGGUGCUGGUGGCCUGUGGCCCCUUCACCCCCUCGGACAGCGUCGCCUUCGAGCCCCUCAGUGACCUCCUGGAGGUCGUGGCCCGCGACCGCCCCGACGUUUGUGUCCUGCUCGGGCCGUUCCUGGACGCCAAGCACGAGCAGGUGGAGAGCUGCCAGCUGCUGAGCCCCUUCUCCGACGUGUUCCGCCUCUGCCUCCGGACCGUCAUCGAGGGCACCCGGAGUGCUGGCUGCCAGCUGGUGCUGGUGCCCUCUCUCCGGGACGUCUCCCACGACUUCGUGUACCCGCAGCCGCCCUUCUCCUUCCCGGACCUGCCCAAGGAGGACAGAGCGCGCGUGCUCCUGGUGCCCGAGCCCUGCACCCUGGACAUCGACGGCGUCGUCUUCGGCCUCACCUCCACCGACCUCCUCCUCCACAUGGGGGCUGAGGAGAUCAGCAGCUCCUCCGGGGUCUCCGACCGCUUCACGCGGAUCCUGCGGCACGUCCUGACCCAGCGCAGUUUCUACCCCCCGUACCCCCCCUCCGAGGAGCUCAACGUGGAUUUCGAGGCGCUGGCGGCGUUCGCGGCGCUGCCGGUGACCCCCGACGUGCUGGUGACCCCGUCCGAGCUGCGCUUCUUCGUCAAGGACGUCCUGGGCUGUGUCUGCAUCAACCCCGGCCGUCUGACCAAGGGCCAGGCCGGGGGCACCUACGGGCGGCUGCUGCUGCGGAGGGAGCGG
Molecule: messenger RNA, 1800 nt
Organism: Pyrgilauda ruficollis (rufous-necked snowfinch)
Lineage: Eukaryota; Metazoa; Chordata; Aves; Passeriformes; Passeridae
Gene: POLA2
Product: DNA polymerase alpha 2, accessory subunit
Exons: 18
Biological process (GO): DNA replication initiation; DNA replication
Cellular component (GO): alpha DNA polymerase:primase complex
Molecular function (GO): DNA binding
Source: RefSeq, a predicted model, not a curated record